UCUUAUGAGAAGACUGGAGUUAAAAAGGCACCAAUAUUUGGGAGUAAUGCGGCACGUUUCAAAGCGUUUUCUCUGCCAUAUUUGAAAGCGGAGUCGUGCGGCGAACGCCUGCGUGUCCCUUUUAAAACAAACCCAGCGCCUGUCAAUCACCGCGCAUUCCAACCAAUCCCAAAGCUCCCUUUUUAAAAGCAGGUUUCGCCUGCUGUGCUUUUAUAUUGCACCAUGGCCUGUUUCGAAGCAUUUUUUUGACUACCACGGUUAUUGCCACAAAUCAAGAGGGCAAAGUGAGCGGCAUGGGACUCACACCAACUCGAACCAAACCGAGUCUGCAGGUGCAUACUUUUGCGAAGUUCACUGCCAAGAAUUUCACAUGCAGAUGAUAUUUUCUAGGUGUAUGCUGCACUGGUUUUUUAGACGCUCACAACCAAAAAACAUGACAAGCCUGUCGAGGUUCAGUGGCUGCCCUCUCUCUUGCGUCAACCCCGGGGAGAGCAAUACUGAACCCAGCGUGGUGCUGCCACCUUUGGCAGGAGAGCACAUGGGACACCCCACUGGCAGUUCCUUAAAACUCUGCCCCUCGCACAAUUUGCGAGACUACCCCGAGACGAGGUCCAGUGCAUAUGUUGACCAUUCGGUUCCCACUUUUGCAGACUCUGGAUACCACAGCAGCCCUAGGGGCAUUUUCAUUGGAGCCACCCUCCCUGGAGCCGGCAUGCCACCCGUCACUGAUCAUCAGCUGGCAUCAAGAGCAAACCAACAUGGCGGGAUCGGAAGGUACCGGGACCUUCCCGGCUGCAGAGACAACAGAAGCCAAGCUUUUUUCAGCAGCUACCAGGAGCAGGCCCACGGCUCCGCCGAAGCAGCAAAGCGCGAUCUGGGCAGUCAAAUGACGCUGGGUUUACCGGGCGACCUUCUUACCCGGACUCACCCUUACGGGCAAGCCGUCCACCCGAAAGGGAACAACCAGCAUCAUCAUCAUCAUCAUCAUCAUCAUCAUUAUCAGCAGCAGCAGCAGCAGCUCGUUACGCAGUUCCUGGAUCUGUACAAUCCGCUGAACAUGGCGUUUCAGCAGCGCGGAGGAGGCGACGCGUUCCUCAGGUGCCCAAAACAAACAGUCAAACACGAGCUGGUGUGCAAGUGGAGCGACGGCCAAGAGGGGGCCGGGAAGGUGCCUUGCUCCAGAGCAUUCGGGAGCAUGUAUGAACUUGUCACUCAUGUGACAGUGGAGCAUGUCGGAGGACCCGAUCCCUCCGAAUAUGUGUGUCACUGGGAGAACUGUGCGAGGGACAGGAAGCCUUUUAAGGCCAAAUACAAACUGGUGAACCACGUCAGGGUGCACACGGGGGAAAAACCGUUUCCCUGCCCCUUUCACGGCUGUGAGAAAGUGUUUGCGAGAUCAGAAAAUCUAAAGAUCCACAAGAGGACUCACACAGGUGAGAAACCGUUUAAAUGCGAUUUCGAGGGCUGCAACCGGAGGUUCGCGAACAGCAGCGACAGAAAGAAGCACUCUCACGUGCACUCCAGCGACAAACCCUACACGUGCAAAGUCAGGGGCUGCGACAAGUGCUACACCCACCCGAGCUCCCUGCGCAAGCACAUGAAGCUCCACUGCAGCAGCAAGGCCCAGGUGCACGCCAAAGACGGGGACGCGCGUCCCGUCGGCGAGAACGCGGCCGAGUCCAGAUCAACCGGGGCCCAGAUCAGCCCCACUCAGCCCCAGAGCUCCACUCACGAUGAUGCCCCCCUGUCCCCAGAGAGUCGGGACAAGUCCACCCCGAGGUCACUUUUCCAUCACACGUUUGACAGCAGUUCGGAGUACUGCGCACACAUGUCGCAGCCCCUCUUGGAGCCUUUGUUGGUGCAGAGGAGCAGUUACAGGUCCCAGUCUUCUCAGUACCCCUGCGGACAGGCGGGUCACACUUUUGCCCAGAGCGCACGGACCUUCUCCUCCGCCCCCUCCUUUCAGAAAAGUCUCGUCAACGGAUGGUACACAUGCCACAGCGGAGUGGACUCCUUCCCAACAAAGCAGUGUAAUAACAUCCCGACAAUCUGACUUCCAACCUUCUGGACCUACUCGUUUCUGUAGCCACGUGUCUGUCUGUGUGUGUGUGUGUGUGUGUGUGUGUGUGUUUGUGUGUGUGUG
Messenger RNA from Thalassophryne amazonica, 2143 nucleotides. It is a transcript of the gene zic6, whose product is annotated as zic family member 6. Gene Ontology annotation, molecular function: DNA-binding transcription factor activity, RNA polymerase II-specific; RNA polymerase II cis-regulatory region sequence-specific DNA binding. Gene Ontology annotation, biological process: central nervous system development; regulation of transcription by RNA polymerase II. The transcript has 4 exons. The coding region runs from base 371 to 2053 and encodes 560 amino acids. The record is from RefSeq and is a predicted model, not a curated record. NCBI's taxonomy places the organism in Eukaryota, Metazoa, Chordata, Actinopteri, Batrachoidiformes, Batrachoididae. Gene Ontology annotation, cellular component: nucleus.